AGCUAGACUAUCGGCUAAUCCCAAAUCCGAUACAUAAGUUAAGGGGGAAUGGGUCGAGCCCACAUAUACAUUAACAGCCUCCCCCAAAUUGACGAGGAUCUCUCAUCAUCAAUUUGCGAGAAAGAUAGAAGCGGCGCGCAGCAGUGAACGACUUGGUUAAGAGAUUGGCUAUCUGGUUCUCCGAGGAAACAUAGAACAACCGAAGAAUGCCAUAUCGGACCAAGUCACGUAUAUAAUGCAAAUGGACUUCGAUGUGCUUAGUGCGCUCGUGGAGUACUGGAUUCGUAGCAAUCUGGAUGGCACUCGUGUUGUCAACAUAAAGCUGGAAAUGACUAGCACACUCUACACCCAAAUCCUCCAAGAGUCGACAAAGUCAUACUAGUUCAGAAGUGACAUCAGACAUAGCGCGGUACUUAGCUUCGGUAGAAGACUUAGAGACCCGAUCCUGCUUUUACAACGCCAUGAAAGAAAUGAUGCACCGAGGCGAACACACCACCCCAUAGUGGAGCGUCUAGUGUCAAUGCAACCUGCAUAGUCAGAAUCAAACAAUGUCUGAAGCUCAAAAGAACCCGUCGAUGGAAGGAAAAUGCCGACCUCCCUCGUGCCCUGUAAAUAACGUAAUAUGCGAUGAACCGCAGCCAAGUGAUCUGUACGGGGGGCAGACAUAAACUGACUGACAAUAUGAACUACUUAGGCGAUAUCCGGUCUCGUAGAAGUCUAGUAGAUAAGACUGUCGACCACACUCCGAUAGUACUUUCCCCCAUCAACCAAUAAAUCGCCAGACUCACGGCUAAGUUUCAAUUUAAGUUCCAUCGGAGUGGACACAGAGCUACACGAAUCAAACUGGGAAGACUCAAGAAGAUCAGUAAUAUACUUUGCUUGGCUAAGAAGAAUACCAGCCAAAGACCGCUUGACUUCCAGACCUAAGAAAUAUGAAACAAGACCGAGCUCCUUCAAGCUAAACGACUCGUGUAAGCCCUGCGUGAGAGCCGCAAUACCCAGAGCAUCAUCACCUGUCACUAUCAUAUCAUCAACAUAUAAGAUAAGCACAACGAGUCCCACGGAAGUCCGCCAAGUAAACAAGGAGGGAUCAUUAAGACUCUGCUCGAAACUAAGAGAUAAGAUAGUAGAGUGAAACUUAUCAAACCACGCCCGAGGUGCUUGCUUCAACCCAUAUAGUGAACGACGCAGAAGACAGACCCGAUAACCUGGUGGAUGUUCCAUAUAGACUGUUUCCUUGAGGUCGCCAUGCAGAAAAGCAUUCUUUACGUCCUCUGGUAAAGUGGCCACCCUCUACAUACCAUGUGCCGAAACUUGUUCCCAGUCUUGUUUUUGUGGGUCAACUUACUGAUCAAGGUUACUGUGUUACGUUUUCACCGUCUGGUUGUGUUGUUCAGGAUCAGAAGAUAGGGAGGGAGAUCGAUAGGGGCAGCAAGAAGGGGCAUAUUUUCUACCUCGGCCAGCUGCAGUCGCCAUCAUCAUCUGCGGCGUUUGCUCUUUCUGAGUCUAGAGAUCCUUAUGUGUUUUCGAGUCUACCUCUUGAUAAUUUUCAGUUAUGGCAUGCUAGGUUGGGCCACCCUAAUUCUAGUAGACUUAUGACCAUGUUUAAGCAAUAGUAGUUUGGCACCCAUGUUAAAGCACAAUGUUCGUCGGAUUUUUCAUGUACUAGUUGCAUUGAGGCUAAAACUACUCAGAUUUCCUUUCCUUCUAGUCUCGCGGUGAGCUAUGAUACUAUGUUAGACAAUACAAAAUAUCAAAUAGAAACGAUAAUGAACACAUAGAUUUACGUGGUUUCCCCGUUCAGUGUGAACGAGACUAUUCCACGGCCGAAGCUAUACGAUUCUCUUAUUCAGCUUAACUUCAGCAUACAGGUUACAUACGUAUAUAUAUGAGCUAGGGUCCUCAAACCCUAGCUAGCCUCUCGGCUAAUCCCAAACCCUCCAAACCUGAUACAUAAGUUAAGGGGGAAUGGGCAGAGCCCACAUAUACAUCAACAAUAAUAAGGAGAGAAAGUAGUCAUGAUACAUGUCACCGCCAAGCCACGACUUGGUUACGGCAAUGACGCAUAUCAGGGAUAGAAGAACUUCACAUCAUAGUCAUGGUUGCACAAUAUCUGGUCGUGAAGCUGCGGCACGAGGCGAAGAGUUUCACGGUCAAAAGAGAGGUGGUUGCAACCAGGAAGUAAAAAUCACGAUCGUGACAGAGAUCAAGACGAGCCAAAUCAAAAUGCCUCCAAAGGCCUUCGAAGCGACAUCGUACUACAGGUCACGACUCACGACCAAGGUCAAGCCAUGACCUAAUUGUUGAUGCAUGUUUUGAUGAUGGUCACGACUCUGAAUCAUGACUAAUCCUCAGGUCCUGCCUUGUAUCUGUGAUGUGAUCCAAAAUUCAGCAUAAAAGCCCCUACGUUUCACUUGAAAAAUGAGAAUCGACCUAAAGUGAGAAAUUCUAGUUUAAGGCAGUCCCUAGUGAGAGGAAACUCAUUGGAAGAGGUAAGAAAUGAAACUCAAGAGCCAAAGAGAAGGUUACGAAUCUAAGAGAAGUAUAUGACUUUAACCUUUGGUUAUCAUAUGUUUCUAGUUGCUUAGUAGAGAUAAAUUCGGGUGUCUAUACUGAUUUCGGUAUUUAAAUAUAAAUCUAGUUAUGAUUUUUAAUAUAUUUAUAUCUAUUGAUGUUUUAUCAUGUUCAUCCUUGUUUUGACCAAACUUUAGUGUGUUGUGGGCCUUGACCUAAGAGUGAGGAUCCCAAUUAGGUCGAGGUGAACACACAUCAAUAAAUGACUAUUAUCGAUUGCAUGACUAUUGAGUUGUUUAGUUGCUCUUACUUUGAGUGAAAACCUUUAAUUGACAAUCUAAACUUAAUGCUUUGAGUGUAUGCAUGUCCCUCGAUAAACUUAGCUGCAUCAAAGGGACUUUGAAUGCAUAACCAUUGAUUGAUGGCUAGCUUCGGACUGUAUGCAAUUCAGAAGAUUAAGAAUGGUUUUUUAUGGUUUGCAUCAAUCGCGUUUUAUUCUACAACUAGAUAUAAGUACAAAUAAAAGAGAUUGAACCAUUAUGUGUCUGUAUGAUUGGUAAAUUUUUUGAAAUUCAAUAACACAUGUAUGAGAGGACAAGUGGUUUACUCUCUAUCGCGAGAGGAAGAAACCUUUUCACAUAAGGAUAUUAGCUAUCUCAAAUAUUUCAUAAAUAAUAUUUGACUUUUUUUCACUUCGAGAAAGAUAUCAUGUAAAUUGUAUAGAACAAUUAUUUAAUCACCAUCUCAUAAACCUAUAUUGAGACCACAAUAAUAUUCUUGAAAAUGAAUUGUUCAAGUACAAAUUACUUAAGAUUAUUAAAACAGUGAAAAUAUAACUUUGAAUUACUAUUCAACAGAAAAACAACUUUGAAUUUACUUAAUCGAAUAGAUAAAAUGCAAAACUCGCCCCUUUUCUUUUCUCAAAAUUUUUAGCCUGACGCAAGUGCAAAAUCCACCCCCUUCACUCUAAAGUUAACCUAAAAAAAAGCAAAACUCAAGGCGGGGGACAAAGCUGGCAAAUAAUAAAUAUAUAUAGGCUCAGUUUGGCCCUGCGGUAGUUUUUGCAGAAGCAGCUUCUGGCUUGAGCUUUUAGAGAAGUACUUUUCAAAAAAAUCAGUUGAAUGUUUGACUAAAAAACUAUUAAAAGUGUUUUUUAAUA
This is a messenger RNA of Linum trigynum, 3673 nucleotides long. NCBI's taxonomy places the organism in Eukaryota, Viridiplantae, Streptophyta, Magnoliopsida, Malpighiales, Linaceae. The record is from the annotation of a GenBank genome assembly.